Messenger RNA from Aspergillus heteromorphus CBS 117.55, 3123 nucleotides. Its product is annotated as cell division control protein Cdc4. The transcript has 3 exons. The coding region runs from base 1 to 3123 and encodes 1040 amino acids. NCBI's taxonomy places the organism in Eukaryota, Fungi, Ascomycota, Eurotiomycetes, Eurotiales, Aspergillaceae. Gene Ontology annotation, molecular function: protein binding. The record is from RefSeq and is a predicted model, not a curated record.
AUGGAGGAAGACGGAAGCAAUCGUGGUCUUGGCUCGGGGUCGCCCAGCGGCUCGAUCGGCCAAUUCUCGUUUGCCCCUGCUACUCGAACGACAGUAGUCACCACGACAACUACCACCACCACCAGCUUCCCCCCCGUGUUCAUCAGACCUCCCCGCGCAACGCGAGAUUUGGAUCCCAAACUAUACCCCCUAGCAUCGGCACCCACACCAACGUCGCUACGCAAUAUCAGAUUCGAACUCGGUGGAAAAUCAGUCAUUUUCAACGAGCCUGAAGAUACCACAAGCACUCUCAACGAGUUGAGUGAAAAGGAUGACGCGCUCAGGGCGUCCAAUGGUUUGGUCCGAUCCGUGACUUCCUAUACGUCUGAAAAUCAACUGUCUCGACGUCUCGCACACAGAAACUCGAACCAAAACCCCCUGUCAAUCUCCAAACGUCGACUUCCAGAAUCCCAGCAGGCAUCGUUGCGGGCACGCUCCGCUCGUGUGCCAUCGGAACCUUCGUUUCGUUCGGUCCGCCCCCAUGGCUCUACCCCCGUACACCCCACCGUCGCGGGCUUAGCGACCCCAGAAACGGAAAGCAACAGUAACAGCGCGACGGAUGGGAUCUUGUCUAGGCGGAGGGUUCACAGCACUAGUAACCCACGCAGGGAGACGCUGCUUCGAUCUCCUUUGUCCUCGGAAGUCGAAGCUCAGGGGGCUUCCCAGUCAGUCGGCACAAGAAAAGAGACCUUGCGUACUAAGUCUGCUGCUCAAGAUCAGAACAGACCGAACGAUCGCCCCAUCGAAGCUGCUUUUGCGAGGCCUGCGUUUCAAAGAACCGAAUCGGAUCUCAGACAUGCCACUACAAGCCAAGACUCUGGUUACGAUGCUCCCGGCGACGAAAUUCAACCUCCUCAUACCGAGUCAGCGUCCCAGCUUGCUUUUAUCGAUAACGUCGUGGCCCAAGAUAUGUGCUUACCGAGCCCGAGUUUGUCCCCGGUCGCUGCUAUGAAUGCGGGGAACGCCGAAUCCUCUUUCGAUUCCGCCGAAGACCAGGAAGACACGGACUCCAGCCUCGACAAUAAUGACACUCGGUUCAUGAAUCCCUUACGGGUCGGUGACUCGAAGGGAAAGGCGUCAUACGUCGCCAAACCCGAUGAACUCCCCGCAGGCCCCAUGGUGCCACGCCCGGCCUCUUUGAUGGACAUCCCCAAUGUGUUGGACUUUUUCGACUCGGUGCCCGAUAGCAUGAAAACAUAUAUGAUGUAUCAACUUCUCAGGCGAUGUCCGAAGCAGACGUUGCAUUUUGUCGCUGAUGUCGUCAACCCGGCGUUGAAGUGUGACUUUCUGUCUCUUCUUCCGCUGGAGCUCAGUCUCAACAUUGUGAAAUACUUUGACGCCAAGACCAUGUGCCGUGCGGCGCAAGUGUCUAAGAAGUGGAGGCACAUCAUAAACUCUGACGAAAAAUCCUGGAAGGAGCUUUUUGAUAGAGAUGGUUACGUUCUUCCGACCGGGGAGUUGGAUCGUGCGAUCAGGGAAGGCUGGGGGUGGCAAUAUCCGGGUGGCUGUGAAGACUAUGAGAAAGAUAUGAGUCACUCUCCUUUCAUCAAGCCUGAUCCUGAAUCAUCUCUUCCCCCCUUUUCUUCACUUGGUGAGUCAAGUGAAAGAACCCUGUCCGUGAGUCGCCGGCCUAAAAGAAAGGCCUGCACCCGCGUUUCUAGUCGUAAGCUGUCGAAACGGAAGAUCUCUUCAAGUGGCACGGAUCAUUCUGAGUCCUCGGACUGGAGAAAAGAAGUUUCUGCGGCAGAGGGUCCUUACGCUGCUGCGAACGCUGCGGCUGCGGCGGUCCCGUAUCCGGACAUCGGUAUCCCGUCUCUUCGUGGACUCCAUCUUUACAAAUCCCUUUAUCAACGCCAUCAUUCAAUUCACAAGGCCUGGAUGAAGCCCAACGUCAAGCCAAGGCACAUCGCCUUCCGCGCACAUGACCGCCAUGUGGUUACUUGUCUCCAGUUUGACACUGACAAGGUUUUGACUGGAAGCGAUGACACGAACAUCAACGUCUACGACACGAAGACCGGUGAGCUGAGGGCAACGCUUGAGGGCCACGAAGGUGGUGUUUGGGCACUCGAGUAUCACGGCAACACCCUCGUUUCCGGAUCUACUGACAGGUCGGUCAGGGUUUGGGACAUCGAAAAAGCCAGAUGCACUCAGAUCUUCCACGGCCAUACCUCAACCGUUCGCUGCCUGCAGAUUGUCUUACCGGUGGAAGUGGGGAAAAAACCUGAUGGCACCCCCGAGAUGAUGCCAAAGGAGCCACUGAUCAUCACAGGCUCUCGUGACUCGAACCUUCGAGUAUGGAAGCUUCCUAAACCGGGCGAUCCGGGCUACUACCAGAGCGGACCCCACGCCGACGAUGCGGAUUGCCCGUACUUUGUUCGUGUUCUCACCGGCCAUCAGCACUCUGUUAGGGCGAUCGCAGCGCAUGGCGACACGUUGGUGAGCGGCAGCUAUGACUGUACAGUGCGGGUUUGGAAAGUUUCCACUGGCGAGACUGUUCAUCGGCUUCAAGGGCAUACACUGAAAGUGUAUAGCGUGGUCCUCGACCAUAAGAGGAACCGUUGCAUCAGUGGAUCUAUGGACAACAUGGUCAAGGUGUGGUCUUUGGAAACCGGUUCCAUCCUCUACAAUUUGGAGGGUCAUACUUCUCUUGUCGGUCUACUCGACCUGAAAUGCGACCGUUUAGUCUCCGCCGCUGCGGAUUCCACUCUGAGAAUCUGGGACCCGGAAAGCGGCCAGUGCAAAAACAUGCUGAGUGCCCAUACUGGCGCCAUCACCUGCUUCCAGCAUGAUGGUCAGAAAGUCAUUUCCGGCUCGGAUCGAACCCUCAAGAUGUGGGAUGUGCGUACGGGGGAGUGCGUCAGAGAUCUGCUCACCGAUCUGAGUGGUGUGUGGCAGGUCAAAUUCAAUGACCGUAGGUGCGUUGCUGCAGUGCAGCGUGAUAGUCUGACCUACAUCGAGGUACUUGACUUCGGAGCUUCACGCGAUGGAGUGCCCAGUGAGCAGCUCGGAAGGCGCGUCGUCGUCAAUCGAUGGGGCCAGGAAGUCAGUGACACCGACGAGGAUUACGACCUUUCCGACGCCUAA